CUUUCAAGUGACUUUAUAGUUAAAGUGAAACCUUUUUCUUUUCUUCUAGAUGGACCAUCCAAUGUUAAUUCAAAAUUGCCUGUACUUGUUUUCAUUCAUGGUGAAUCCUACGACUGGGGAACAGGGAAUCUUUAUGAUGGUUCAAUUCUUUCAAGUUUUGGUAAUGUUAUUGUUGUCACACUUAAUUAUCGUCUUGGAGUUUUCGGGUUUCUCCCAGCCAUUCAAGAUGGAACCAUUCGAGGUAAUUAUGGUUUAAUGGACCAAGUUGCUGCCUUACACUGGAUACAAGAAAAUAUCAAUGAAUUUGGUGGUAAUCCAUCCAAUAUAACGAUCAUGGGUCAUGGCCAUGGAGCUGCUUGUGUCAACCUCUUAAUGAUCUCACCCAUGGCCACUGACCUCUUUAAUCGAGUCAUCCUAAUGAGUGGUUCCGCUCUUGCUCCAUGGGCCAUUGCCACCGAUUCCGACAUUUACUCGCGCCAUUUGGCCAAACUGUUGAACUGUCCCAACCAUGAUAACCUAAUCAUGGUCAACUGUUUGCGAAGUAAAACUGCCGAGGAAAUACUUCGAGUUGACCUCAAGGUUCCUCAACAUUUAUCCGCAUUUGGACCAAUUGUCGAUGGAAUCGUAGUCAUGUCUCAUCCCAAAGAGUUGGUCUCUAAAUCGUACGAUUAUUCAUCUUCUUCCUCAUCAGCCUUUUCACAUUUCUACUCGCCAAUGUUUCCAACAUCACUUCCCUACUCACUUCCACUAUCAUCUUCGGCCAGUUCAUCGUCUUUGCCUACUUCAUCUUCAAAUGGAUUUUCAUUCGAUAGUCAAGGAUUCAAUUCACCUUCAACUACAUAUGAUUUACUUUUUGGUAUAACUCGAGUUGAAUCACCUUACCUGUUUACCGCCCAUGAAGAGCGACACGGAAUCGACAUGAAAAGAAGAGAUCGAAUUUUACGAACUUUGGUUCGCAAUUUGUUCGAUUUUCACCAGCAAGUUAUUCUUUUGACAUUGAUCAACGAAUAUACAGACUGGAGUCGUCCUGUUGAACAUCCAAUCAAUCUUUUUGAUUCCCUGGUUGACAUAUUGGGUGAUGCUCUUGUGGUAUCACCAUUGAUACAAACUGGUGAUACCAAUGCUCGACUAACAAUGUCAUCCUAUUCUGCUUCCCAAGUAGCUUCUUCAAGACGACAUCAUCAUCCAGCCAACUCAAUGGGUUCCUCACGUUCACCAACUCCAGGCUCUUUACCAUCACCUUCAUCACAAUCAUCAUCUUCCUCUGCUGCUCAACCUUCAACCGUCAACUUAUCUGGUUCCACUGGUACAGCCAAAGACCGACCAGAUCAUCACAAUUUUGGAUCUCGAACUUUUUUCUACCUCUUUUCUCAUCAAAGUGAAAACUCUGGCUUCUCACCUCGCCUUGGCUGUCAACAUGGUGAAGAGUUGUCUUACAUUUUCGGUGCUCCAUUGGCCAACACUUUACUCGGUAAUCCAUUGGGCAUUUUUCACACCAACUACACUCGUCAAGAAGCGACUCUAGCAGAAGCCGUCAUGACUUAUUGGACCAACUUUGUCAAAUUUGGUGAUCCAAACAUUUGGCCCAACGAACUCGACUCACAUGGUGAUCGUACAAAGGGUCGCUUUGAAAAUGUCUUUUGGCCUCAAUACGAUACAAUAACGAGAAAAUAUCUAUUGAUUGGAAUGAAGCCCAAAGUUCGUGACCAUUACCACAGCCAUCGACUUUCAUAUUGGCUUCAUCUUGUUCCUCGCCUUCAGGAAACUUCCUUCAACGAAGAGCCCAUUUACUAUUAUAAACAUCAUUUACUUCCCGACCAUGAAAGUCCCGAUUCUUAUGACGGAAUUGUCCGUCAAAUAUCUUCACGAUUCCAUCCAUCAUCACCUUCAUCGCCCUCAUCAAAUGCAACUGAAGUGAAUCAGAGUUCGAAUUCGACUCGUGGUGAUUGGAAAUUUUUAUCUUCCAAUAAACUAAAUGAUUCGGUGAAAGCAAAUCGCGAAUCGUCGAGCAAAAGUUCAAAUGGCAACUUUGAUGAAACAACCGAGGGUAAAACUUCACCUUCGCCUUCAUCUUCAUCAUCACUAUCAACAAUUUCCAAUAAAACCCAGGCAACUCCGAUAAUCAUGGAACAGAAUAAUUAUUCAACAGCAUUGAGUGUAACCAUAGCCAUUGGUUGUUCCCUGUUAAUAUUGAAUAUGCUUAUAUUUGCUGGUGUCUAUUAUCAGCUUGACAAGGCAAAAUCAAAUCGAUCCAAAUCAUCGUGUUCCCAUUUAGAUUCAAGCAAUGAUAAUAUUACUUGCAAUUCAGCUAAUAAUAGUAAUUCUGGUCAUCAACAACAUCAUCAUCAUCUUCACCAUUCGCAUCCUCAUCAUCCCAUCUCAAGUUCAACCAAUUCAACAUCACUCACCAAUGUUAAUAAUAGUAAUAAUAAUAAUUCAACUCUUGUAGAUGCAAGUGUAAAUGGACAGCAACAUCAUCCACUUCUUCAUCACCAUCACCAUCAUCACUCUGAUUACCAUAAUAAAUUUGAAGAGGGUUUAACCAAAGAUGAAACACCUUUAUUAACCAAUCGAAGUUCCUAUAUUAUUCAAGAUUGCGGUGAAAGUAAGCCUGAUGAUGAACUUGACCUUACUCGGUCAACGGGCAACACUGAUCUUGGUAUGGCUUUGGAUGAAGACAAGUAUCUUCAACAAGAGCAACUGCAACAGCAACAAGAUCGAACCUAUCAAACUCAUUACUUAACCAAUGUAAACUUGAACGAUUCAAUAACUGAUUUAAAUAGACUUAAAAGUGACUGUGCCAAAGUUUUGAUAACAAAUUAUGCUCCAAGAGACUCGACAACUUCAAAUGCAAGCACAAUCAGUGGCAGUGGUGGCAACACUUUACGUCGAAGUCCUAAAUCAGUGUUGAAAAAGAGUUCAAUGGAAGAACCGGUAAUGAGCGUCUUUCACUACAGUCCAAGUCACCACCAUUCAGGUUGCCCAUCAUCCACAUGCUGCACCUCCGAGUGUACAAUAUCAACAACCGUACCAACCAAUCCAUCCAUCCAAGCCUCUUCCAUACCUGGUUAUGUGACCCUGGGUCGUCAAGGAGCUCAUCAUACUUACCAUUCACAGCACCCCAGUAUUGUUUAUAACCAUCGAGCCUUAACUCAAUCUGAACUAAUGAACAAAGGAUCAAAUUUAAUGGGUCGUUGUGAAGAAGAGACGACAGCAUGAUUCAUUGAGAAUCUCAAUGUUGAAAGUUGAUUUUUUGAGUUUACAAUUUCCCUUCUUUCCUCUAUUCAUGAUUCAUUUUUUAGACACUUGAAGCUCUUGUUUUGCCCUUUUGUAAUAUAACCAAUUAUAACCAUUUUUGUUAACAUUUCAAAGAAAAUUAUUGAAAUAAACAAUUUUUUAAUCGA
Messenger RNA from Tetranychus urticae (two-spotted spider mite), 3404 nucleotides. Lineage: Eukaryota; Metazoa; Arthropoda; Arachnida; Trombidiformes; Tetranychidae. The record is from RefSeq and is a predicted model, not a curated record.